CGCAGCGGAAACGGAAAUGGAAAUGGAAAUGGCUAGAGGAACGGAGGAGAAGGAGGCGCUGCGGUGUGGCUGCAGCUAGACGCAUCGAAGAUGAAUACCAGAGGACUUGGAUCUCAGCUAAAGGACAGUAUUUCAGUUUCUGAACUUUCAGCUAGUAGUCCUUUUGGAAACCAUGAUAUUCUUCGGAGAGGUUUUUCUUGUGUGAAAAAUGAACUUUUGCCUAGUCAUCCUCUUGAAUUAUCAGAAAAAAAUUUCCAGCUCAAUCAAGAUAAAAUGAAUUUUUCCACACUGAGAAAUAUCCAGGGCCUAUAUGCUCCCCUGAAGUUACAGAUGGAAUUCAAGGCAGUGAAACAGGUCCAGCGUCUUCCCUUCCUUCAGAGCUCGAACCUCUCCCUGGAUAUUUUGAGGGGUUCUGAUGAGAGUAUUGGAUUUGAAGAUAUUCUUAAUGAUCCAUCGCAAAGUGAAAUAAUGGGAGAACCACACAUGAUGAUGGAAUACAAACUUGGUUUACUGUAAGAGAAAUAUAUUGCCAGUGAAAAUUGAGGAACAGCAUCCUGUUUAUAAUUGUCUUUUUGUAAUGGUUUGGUGUGUAACAUUAAAAGUACUAGUAUUUACUUUUCUGUUAUUAUGGCUAAUGUGUACAAUCAGUAAUUUGAAUUUGUUUCUAUGUUGAACUGUUGUGUAACCAUAUUAUUUGGAGGAACUAUGUAUAAGUGAGACAAUAAGAAAAACUGAAUCUUAAUUCUUAAAUGUGAAGUACAAAUUUUUUAGUAUAUUUUGAGAGGCAUCAUCAUAAGUGUUUUUUUUUUUUUGUUUUUUUUUUUAGCAUGAAACAGGUGUUUUAAUCUCAUUUUGUUAUAUCUUCUUAGCAUUGAUACCAAUUCCAUAACUUUUAACAGGCUUUGCUUACCAGAGAAUGAGACCCCAUAGCAUUCUCUCCUCUUGCUACAUUCUUCUGUAACAAUCAAUGAGUCCAAAGUUGACUCGAGAAAAAUUGCGAUUCCUAUUUGAAUGAGUUCUCAACUUGAAAAUGUUUAACUUAAAAUAUUUUCACUAGAUUUUACCAUAUUAACCCAAUAUAUAAAAGUAGGCAGAACUCUGGUUGCAAAGUCAUUGGCAGUUCCUGACUGUGCUCUUAAGACAGCUGCCUUAAAUUUCCUCAAAUAUUUUGCUCUAGUGAUGGCAGUUACCUCUCCUGGCCAGUAGAGGGUAUUGACUGGUGAUCUUACUGUCAAAAGAAAAUGAUAGGAAUGGAUUUCAUUGUCCUUGUAGCAUGCCAGUUGUGUAACAAGACCAGGCCUUUUCAGCUUGGCACUGAAUACAGGGGGAAAGAGGUUUUUGUGCAUUAAAAGAAAACAAUUAACAGGAUACAAACCAGAAUACAGCAUUAGGUAAUCUUCAUUUCUAACUGGAGGAAAGAUUAGGGAUUUCACAGAUUGGGAAGGGAAGAAAAAACAAGUCCAAUUCUUGAAAUCAGAAAAUGAGGUGUCUCUUCCCUCACACACACCCCCUCCCCCCCAAGUGUCUCUUCAAAGGAAUUUAGAAACAGUAAAUGAUUAAAACAGGUCCAGUUUUCAGAUAAGAUGUAAGGAUUGCUUGAAAUAUAAUUGGGAGAAAAUUCCUUGCAUUAGUUUUUGUAUCUGACUGAGUUUCUGGUAACCUGGGUUCUUAAUUAACAUUCUCUAAGCAACAGGUAGAAGUGGUCCAGCUUCCCAGCCACUCAGGGCUAGGUUCAAACAAUGCAAUAAAGUUUUCUCACAAUUCCCAUCAUUGAAUAAUUUUCUCACCUCUCCUGGCUAGUAGAGGUGACUGGUGAGUUUAUUGUCAAAAGAAAAUGACAAGAAUGGAUUUCAUUGUCCUUGUAGCAUGCCAGUUGUGUAACAAUCAAGACCGGGCCUUUUCAGCUUGGCACUGGAUCCUGAAUACAGGAGGAAAGAGAUUUUUGUGCAUUAAAAGAAAACAAUUAACAGGAUACAAACCAGGAUACAUCAUUAGGUAAUCUUCAUUUCUAACUGGAGGAAAGAUUAGGGAUUUCACAGAUUGGGAAGGGAAGAAAAAACAAGUCCAAUUCUUGAAAUCAGAAAAUGAGGUGUCUCUUCCCUCACACUUCCUUCCCUCUCCCCCAAGUGUCUCUUCAAAGGAAUUUGGAAACAGUAAAUGAUUAGAACAGGUCCAGUUUUCAGAUAAGAUAUAAGGAUUGCUUGAAACAUAAUUGGGAGAAAAUUCCUUGCAUUAGUUUUUGGAUCUGACUGAGUUUCUGGUAACCUGGGUUCUUAAUUAACAUUCUCUAAGCAACAGGUAGAAGUGGUCCAGCUUCCCAGCCACUCAGGGCUAGGUUCAAACAAUGCAAUAAAGUUUUCUCACAAUUCCCAUCAUUGAAUAAUUUUCUCACCUCUCCUGGCUAGUAGAGGUGACUGGUGAGCUUAUUGUCAAAAGAAAAUGACAAGAAUAGAUUUCAUUGUCCUUGUAGCAUGCCAGUUGUGUAACAAUUGAGACAGGCCUUUUCAGCUUGGCACUGGAUCCUGAAUACGGGGGGAAAGAGGUUUUUGUGCAUUAAAAGAAAACAAUUAACAGGAUACAGCAUUAGGUAAUCUUCAUUUCUAAGUGUAGGAAAGAUUAGGGAUUUCACAAAUUGGGAAGGGAAGAAAAAACAGAUCCAAUUCUUUGAAAUCAGAAAAUGAGGUGUCUCUUCCCUCACUCCCCUUCUCCCUCCAAGUGUCUAUUCAAAGACACUAUUCAAAGGAAUUUAGAAACAGUAAAUUGACUAUAACAAGUCCAGUUUUCAGAUAAGACAUAAAGAUUGCUUGAAAUAUAAUUGGGAGAAAACUCCUUGCAUUAGUUUUUGGAUCUGACUGAGUUUCUGGUAACCUGGGUUCUUAAUUAACAUUCUCUAAGCAACAGGUAGAAGUGGUCCAGCUUCCCAGCUCCUCAGGGCUAGGUUCAAACAAUGCAAUAAAGUUUUCUCACAAUUCCCAUCAUUGAAUGAUUUUCUCACCUCUCCUGGCUAGUAGAGGUGACUGGUGAGUUUAUUGUCAAAAGAAAAUGACAAGAAUGGAUUUCAUUGUCCUUGUAGUAUGCCAGUUGUGUAACAAUCGAGACCAGGCCUUUUCAGCUUGGCACUGGAUCCUAAAUACAGGAGGAAAGAGAUUUUUAUGCAUUAAAAGAAAACAAUUUACAGGAUACAAACCAGGAUACAUCAUUAGGUAAUCUUCAUUUCUAACUGGAGGAAAGAUUAGGGAUUUCACAGAUUGGGAAGGGAAGAAAAAACAGGUCCAAUUCUUGAAAUCAGAAAAUGACAUGUCUCUUCCCUCACACUCCCUUCCCUCUCCCCCAAGUGUCUAUUCAAAGGAAUUUGGAAACAGUAAAUGAUUAGAACAGGUCCAGUUUUCAGAUAAGAUAUAAGGAUUGCUUGAAACAUAAUUGGGAGAAAAUUCCUUGCAUUAGUUUUUGGAUCUGACUGAGUUUCUGGUAACCUGGGUUCUUAAUUAACAUAGAGUUCUCUAAGCAACAGGUAGAAGUGGUCCAGCUUCCCAGCUCCUCAGGGCUAGGUUCAAACAAUGCAAUAAAGUUUUCUCACAAUUCCCAUCAUUGAAUAAUUUUCUCACCUCUCCUGGCUAGUAGAGGUGACUGGUGAGUUUAUUGUCAAAAGAAAAUGACAAGAAUGGAUUUCAUUGUCCUUGUAGCAUGCCAGUUGUGUAACAAUCAAGACCAGGCCUUUUCAGCUUGGCACUGGAUCCUAAAUACAGGAGGAAAGAGAUUUUUAUGCAUUAAAAGAAAACAAUUAACAGGAUACAAACCAGGAUACAUCAUUAGGUAAUCUUGAUUUCUAACUGGAGGAAAGAUUAGGGAUUUCACAAAUUGGGAAGGGAAGAAAAAACAUCCAAUUCUUUGAAAUCAGAAAAUGAGGUGUCUCUUCCCUCACUCCCCCUCUCCCUCCAAGUGUCUAUUCAAAGACACUAUUCAAAGGAAUUUAGAAACAGUAAAUUGAC
Molecule: messenger RNA, 3989 nt
Organism: Sarcophilus harrisii (Tasmanian devil)
Lineage: Eukaryota; Metazoa; Chordata; Mammalia; Dasyuromorphia; Dasyuridae
Gene: POMP
Product: proteasome maturation protein
Exons: 6
Coding region: 91-516 (141 amino acids)
Biological process (GO): proteasome assembly
Cellular component (GO): cytoplasm; nucleus
Source: RefSeq, a predicted model, not a curated record